Messenger RNA from Dipodomys ordii (Ord's kangaroo rat), 1337 nucleotides. It is a transcript of the gene Ccdc89, whose product is annotated as coiled-coil domain containing 89. The transcript has a single exon. Bases 1 to 1119 code for a protein of 372 amino acids. NCBI's taxonomy places the organism in Eukaryota, Metazoa, Chordata, Mammalia, Rodentia, Heteromyidae. The record is from RefSeq and is a predicted model, not a curated record.
AUGCCUCAGGAAGAGAAGACUCGCAGGAUGGACACCCCACCCUCGGAAAGACCCCGAGAAAAGCAAAAUCAAGAGAUGAAGAUCCAGGAAGAGGAGGAGGAGGAGGAGUUUAAAGAACUGAAGGGGCUGAAGGAAGCCCUGGCGAACCUCCGGGGACUGUCCGAGGAAGAGAAGGGCGAGAAGGCGAUGCUCCACUCCCGCAUCCUAGAGCAGUCCCAGCUCAUCUGCAUCCUCAAGCGGAGGUCGGAUGAAGCCCUGGAGCGCUGUCAGAUCCUGGAGCUGCUCAACACAGAGCUGGAGGAGAAGAGGGCGCAGGCGGCGGAGAAGCUGAAGACCCAAAAAGAGCGUGCCCGGAAGCUGGAGGAGCGCUUUAAGACCCUGGCAGACAACCACGAGUUGAUGAUCCGCUUCAAAGAUGAGCACAAAAACCACAACAUCAAGCUGAGGGAGGAGAAUGAGAAGCUGAAGCUGGAGAACGAAAGCCUCUUCUGCCAGGCUCUGCAGGACAAGGAAGCCAAAGUCCUGCAGCUCACAGCCAGGAGCGAGGCUCUGGCCAAGGAGCUGGAGACCCUGAAACAGAAACACGCGUGGGACGCCUGCCAGGCGCAGGCCCGAGAGAAGGAGCUGCGGGCGCUGCAGAGCCAGCAGGCGUGUGCCUACGCCAAGGAGACCGAUCAGCUGCGCAACCAGCUGCAGGGCCUCAAGCAGCAGCACCAGCAGGCCGAGGCGCAGAUGGCCAAGGCCCAGGAGACGCACAACAGCUUGAGCCUGGAGCUGCAGACCAGACUGCAGGCAGUCACGCGUGAGAAGGAGGAGUUGCUGCAGCUGUCCAUGGAGAGGGGCAAGGUGCUUCAGAACAAGCAGGCAGAGAUCCGCCAGCUUGAGGAGAAGUUGGAGGUCGCAGCUGCAGCCAGGAAACUUGCCCAAGAGAGGUUCGAGCAAGAGGCAGCUGCAGUGGACUGCAACUUGAGAGUCCGGGAACUCCAGCGCCAGGUGGAUGGGAUCCAGAAGGCCUAUGAUGAGCUCAGGCUGCAAUCAGAAGCCUUCAAAAAGCACAGCUUGGCUCUUUUAAGCAAGGAGAGAGAACUCAAUGCCAAACUCCGCCACCUCUUUCCAUAAGGAAGCGUCUUCGUUCUCUUAUCUCCAUCCAGUUAAGCAUUCAAGAGCAAAGAUGUUAUUCCAUUGCUUCUAUUUUUUUAAGUUCAAAAAAAAAAGCUACUCGAUGAAAAGCCACUUCGAUGUUAUUGUUACUAUUCUAAAACAAACGCCAAAUUUCAGUUAUGUAACCUAGAAUACACAAGAUUUACCAGAGAUCCUACUGUGCCUUUGAAGUCUUC